This is a messenger RNA of Staurois parvus, 638 nucleotides long. The record is from the annotation of a GenBank genome assembly. Lineage: Eukaryota; Metazoa; Chordata; Amphibia; Anura; Ranidae.
CUGCGGUUCUAUCCUACCCUUGGUUCUCAGCCAUGAGUUGUGUACCGUGGAAAGGAGAUAAGGCAAAACACAGUGGUGAGUUUCAAGAACCUCUUCCAACGCAAAUUUACCACGAGAAACAGCGACGGGAACUGUGUGCUCUCCAUGCCUUGAAUAAUGUCUUCCAGGAUGCUGGAGCGUUCACUCGCGAAGCUCUUCAGGAGAUAUUCCAGAGAUUGUCCCCCAAUACGCUGGUGACCCCACACAAGAAAAACAUGUUGGGCAAUGGAAACUAUGACGUCAACGUAAUUAUGGCAGCACUUCAGACCAAGGGAUAUGAAGCUGUCUGGUGGGAUAAGAGAAGGGAUGUCUGCUUGAUCUCUCUUUCUAAUGUCACUGGGUUCAUUAUGAACCUCCCAUCAAGUCUGUCCUGGGGACCCUUAAAGCUCCCACUUAAGAGGCAGCACUGGAUAUGUGUGCGCGAGAUCAGUGGCACUUACUUCAACCUGGAUUCCAAGCUUAAGAGGCCCGAGCGGAUUGGAAGCGAUGAUGACUUAAGGAAAUUUUUACAACAUCAGCUAAGGGGCAAAAACUGUGAGCUACUCUUAGUAGUACCGGAAGAAGUUGAAGUUCAUCAGCGCUGGCGGACUGACCUGUAA